GAUGGUCCUAUAACUCUCCGCGUUGAUAUUUAUUUUCUUCCCCAUGAUCCCCAUGAUCCUAGCAAAACAGAGAACUUGUUGAAUGUUGAUCAUUAUAAAAAUGUCUGUUUUCAGAUUCUUCAUUACCCUGUUUUCGCUCCCCCUGCUCAGUCUCACCACUGAAGCUCAAAUACCAAAUUACGUUGGCCACAACUGCUCCAACACGACCACUAUCACCAGUUACAGCACUAAUCAAUCUGACCUCAACAGCCUCCUCUCCGCCCUCUCCACCAACGCCAACGUCGCCAAUGGGUUCUAUAAUACCACAUCCGGGGAAGGCCCCGACAAGAUCUACGGUCUCUUCCUCUGCACCGCCCGCCAUGUUGCCACUGUUUGUCGAGAUUGUGUCAAGUAUGCUACCAGGGAUGUGAUUCAGAGGUGUCCUGUUGCGAAUGAGGCCGUGAUUUGGUACGAUUCAUGCCUCCUCCGCUACUCCGACGAAUGGAUUUUCUCCACUCUGGCUGAAGAACCAUCCUGUCGGGUGUGCAAUGGCGCCCGUUACACGGAUCCGGGUCUACUCAACAGUGUACAGACGAAGGCCAUGAGCGAAGCGAUCGGUCAGGCUGUGUCAGUGCAGGAAAGGUUUGCCACAAAGGAGGCUAAUAUUUCCGAGUCAGAGACCCUGUACAGUCUGGUCCAGUGCACACCGGACCUGUCAAGGGAUGACUGUGAUAAGGGUCUCAGACUAGGCAUGGAAUGGCUAGGGAAUUUUUGUUUUGGAGCCAUAGGAGCUCAAAUAUUGAGACCCAGUUUUAUAGUUAGGUAUGAACUUUACUCUUUCUACGACGAGGUCUCGGCGCCACCACCAGCUACACCACCACCAGCUACACCACCACCAGCUACACCACCACCAGAAUAUGCUAUGGAAGGACUUUUUUCUGUCAAAUCUGAUGUGUUUAGCUUUGGAGUCAUGGUGCUAGAAAUUAUAAGCGGGAAGAAGAACAAUGGAUUUUACUUUUAUGAACGCUGUGAAAGCCUUCUAACCUUUGCAUGGAAACUAUGGUCUCAAGGUCAAGGAAUGCAGCUGAUAGACCCACAACUGGUGCAGUCAUUUGUGGAGUUUGAAGUGCUCAAGUGCAUCCAUAUUGGUCUGCUUUGUGUGCAGAAAGAUCCGGUGGACAGGCCCACCAUGUCAUCUGUAAUACUCAUGUUGGGCAAUGAGAACUUAACUCUUCCUAGACCUACAGAACCUGCAUUUUUUGUUGGACGAGUUGUUGCAGAAUCAGCUACACCCUCUACAGAUAACAAUGUCUGUUCUGUCAACGAGGUAACACUUUCAGACGUGUCACCUCGUUGAUUGUUUGUGCUUUCUCUGAUAUUUCUAAUUAAUCUUCCUUUCUUUAUUGAAUCAAACUUCGUACAUUUA
Messenger RNA from Rubroshorea leprosula, 1405 nucleotides. Lineage: Eukaryota; Viridiplantae; Streptophyta; Magnoliopsida; Malvales; Dipterocarpaceae. The record is from the annotation of a GenBank genome assembly.